This is a messenger RNA of Polyodon spathula (Mississippi paddlefish), 7345 nucleotides long. It is a transcript of the gene adgrb1a, whose product is annotated as adhesion G protein-coupled receptor B1a. Gene Ontology annotation, molecular function: G protein-coupled receptor activity. Gene Ontology annotation, biological process: negative regulation of angiogenesis; adenylate cyclase-activating G protein-coupled receptor signaling pathway; cell surface receptor signaling pathway. The record is from RefSeq and is a predicted model, not a curated record. The transcript is spliced from 32 exons. Bases 730 to 5376 code for a protein of 1548 amino acids. Lineage: Eukaryota; Metazoa; Chordata; Actinopteri; Acipenseriformes; Polyodontidae. Gene Ontology annotation, cellular component: plasma membrane; postsynaptic density; dendrite.
UCGCUCUCUUAUUGACUCCACUUGACCCACACGCAACUGAGGCAGAAAGAGAGGGGGCUGCUGGAUAUAUGCUUUUGUGAUGAAGCCGUUCGCUACAAAGACAGGAUCGAGUUUCAGCUCAGAGGCAGUCAGGCAAUGAUAAUCAGAACGAAGAGUGAAGAACUACACUAGAACAAGUGAGAUGAAGGUGAACAAGAACCGAACAAGCUGCAGAUAACUCGCCUCUUAUUCUAAUACAACUGGACAUUUAACAAAACUAUACUAAAAAAGAUAAACCACCACAUCUCUGAUUGGAUUCUACUGAUCAACUUUACAUAUAAAAAGUUUUUUUGUUUGUUUGUUUGUUUUUUUUUCGGAAAAGAAAUGAAAACGUUGGACAUUUUUGCAUUAUGCCGGUGGAUUUGUUGAUGGAUUUCUCUGGAAAACCAUUUUGAUGGAGUAAUGUUAAGAGACCUUCCAACUUUACACAGAUUUCUUUGACCAGCUGGGGGAGCUGGUACGCAGACAUCAAGAGGAGUGAAAUUCUCAUUCAAUAAAAGAAAGGAAGAUAUAUUUUCUUGUUUUAUUUUUGAAUGGAAUAAAACAACAGAGGGGGUUUGUGCACGCAGACAUAGAGAGCAUUCUAGAAGGUACUGCUUGUCCCUCUCUAAAUUCCUGGCUUCUCUGUUUUGUCAGAGACCAGCCCUUACCUCAUACAUCUUUCACGUUUCAUCGGCAAAAGAUCCUAGGAUGAGAAAAGUUGCUUUCGCUCCCCUGGGGCUGGCGGUGUCCUGCCCGACACUGCUGCUGGCAUUGAUCUCUGCAGUGUUCUCCUUCCCGUCUGGCCCUGCUUCUGACACAUGCACCACCCUGGUCCAGGGGAAAUUCUUUGGAUACUUCUCUUCAUCUUCGGUCUUCCCUUACAGCAAUGGUGGAGCGUCGGCUUCCCCUUGUUCCUGGAUCGUCCAGAACCCAGACCCACGACGCUACACCAUCUACAUGAAGGUGACCAAACCCACCUCCUGCUGCAACCCGCGCCUAAUCAGGACAUUUCAGUAUGAUUCUUUCCUGGAGACCACUCGCACCUACUUGGGCAUGGAGAGCUUCGACGAGGUCCUCAAGCUCUGCGACACCUCUACCCGGCAUGCUUUUCUACAGUCUGGCAAGCAAUUCCUGCAGAUGAAGAAGCUAGUGUCAGGGGGUGAACCCUCAUUGGCCUUGGCUGGGAAUGGCGAGUUCAUGGUAGAGUAUCUCGUUGUGGGUAACAGGAACCCUAGUCUGCCUGCCUGCCAGGUGCUCUGUAAGUGGUUGGAGAACUGCCUGGUGUCUAGUACCGUGGCUCGCCCCUGUGGCAUCAUGCAGACCUCCUGCCAGUGCUGGGAUGUACCACCCAGGAAACAGGACAGCUGCUACCGCGGAGGGAUCUAUCUGGAGAACUGCAUCCCUAGCGUGAAGGAGAGCAACAGGGAUGCUGAGAUAAUGGGUGGCUGGAGUCUGUGGAGCUCCUGGGCAGAGUGUAACAGUGUCUGUGGGGGAGGGGUGCAGACGCGCAGCCGCACCUGUCAAGCACCACUCGAGGAAGCCUUCCUGUGCGAGGGGGUGUUGGAAGAGGGACGACCCUGCAACAAGCAGCCCUGCACAUCCAAGGGGCGCUACAACUCCCGAAGCCAGGCCCUGCGCUCCGUCGAUAAUCGCAAGCGUGAGGAAACUCAGGAGGCUCUGCGGUACGGAUACACCUCUUCACUGACAGUGGACCCGGCGGCGGAGGAGUGGUCCCCCUGGAGUGUUUGCUCCACCACGUGUGGCGAGGGCUGGCAGAGUCGAACACGCUUUUGUGUGUCGUCCUCCUAUAGCACCCAGUGUAGCGGCCCCCUGCGUGAGCAGAGGCACUGCAACAACUCCGCCGUCUGUCCAGCCGCUCUAAUUGCAGUGCACGGGGCCUGGGAUGAAUGGUCGCCAUGGAGCCUGUGUUCAUCCACCUGUGGGAGGGGCUACAGAGACCGCACCCGCACCUGCAAGCCCCCCCAGUUUGGGGGUAAUCCCUGCGAGGGGCCAGAGAAGCAAACCAAGUUCUGCAACAUCGCCCUCUGCCCCGUGGAUGGCAACUGGAAUGAGUGGUCAAGCUGGAGCACGUGUUCAGCCUCCUGCUCUAACGGGACCCAGCAGCGAAUCCGUGAGUGCAAUGGGCCAUCAUACGGUGGGUCUGAGUGCCACGGCAACUGGGUGGAGACCAGAGACUGCUUCCUUAAACAGUGCCCAGUGGAUGGGAAGUGGCAGUUGUGGGGUUUGUGGAACAGCUGUACAAAGACAUGUGACGGCGGCACGCAGCAACGAGAGAGGAUCUGCCUCGGACCUUUCUUUGGUGGGGAGCAGUGCCCAGGACCCCGGGAAGAGUUCCGUCUCUGCAAUGAGAAGAAGUGCCCAGAACCUCAUGAGAUCUGUGAGGAGGAGAAUUAUGCCAAAGUGGUGUGGAAGAAGACUCCGUCUGGAGAGGCUGCUGCAGAGCGCUGCCCCCCCAACGCCUCGGGGCUGAUCCUGCGGAAGUGCACUCUGGAUGAGGAAGGGGUUGCUUACUGGGAGCCACCUACCUACAUGAAGUGUGUGUCCAAUGACUACAAGAACAUACAGAUUUCGACUAGGGAACACCUAUCAAAAGCACAGAGAGGGCUGAUUGGGGAUGGGGUGUCGGACAUCAUUAGAAAUCUGAUGGAGCUCUCCCAGGAUGGCACAAGCUACAGUGGAGACCUUCUGGCCAUCAUGGAUGUCCUCAAAAACAUGACUGAGAUCUUCCGGAGGGCGUACUACAGCCCCAAAGCUGUGGAUCUGCAGAACUUUGUUCAGAUUGUCUCAAACUUGUUAUCAGAAGAGAACCGGGAGCGAUGGGAUGAGGCACAGCUAAAGGGUCCUAAUACCAAGGAGCUGUUCCGUCUAGUUGAGGACUUCAUUGACGUCAUUGGGUUCCGUAUGAAGGACUUCAGAGAUUCCUACCAGGUCACUGAAAACCUUGUCCUGAGUAUCCACAAGAGUCCGGCUAACAGUGCCACAGACAUCAGCUUCCCAAAGAAGGUCUGGAGGGGGAUGGUGGACUGGGCAAGGAAUUCAGAGGAUAAGGUCACCAUCUCCAAAAGCAGCCUCUCCACAGGAGUGCCGGAUGAGGAUGACUCCUCUGUUUUCAUGAUUGGAACUGUUCUGUACAGAAACCUGGGAAGUGUUCUUUACCUGCAAAGGAACAAUACUGUGCUGAACUCCAGGGUGAUUUCAGUCAUAAUAAAGCCGACUCCUAAUGCUCUGUCCACUCCACUGGAGAUUGAGUUUUCCCAUCUCUAUAAUGGCACCACGAAUCAGACCUGCAUCUCCUGGGACGAGACAGACAACACCUCGCCGCUUGGAGCCUGGUCUACCAGAGGCUGCAGAGCGAUCCCAGUUGAUUCAUUCAGAACCAAAUGUGUCUGUGACAGACUCUCUACCUUCGCCAUUUUAGCACGGCUAAAUCCCGAUAUGAACAUGGACAAGGUUCUCCUGCCCUCUGUUACCUUGAUUGUUGGAUGUGGGGUCUCCUCUCUCGCUCUCCUCCUCCUCAUCAUCAUUUAUGUCUCUGUCUGGAGGUACAUUCGAUCAGAGCGAUCCGUCAUCUUAAUCAACUUCUGCCUGUCAAUCAUCUCCUCUAAUGCCCUCAUUCUGAUUGGACAAACACAGACCAGGAACAAGGUGGUCUGCACCCUGGUGGCAGCAUUCCUGCACUUCUUCUUCUUGUCUUCGUUCUGCUGGGUGUUGACGGAGGCCUGGCAGUCCUACAUGGCCGUCACAGGCCGGCUGCGCAAUCGCAUCAUCCGCAAGCGCUUCCUGUGCCUGGGCUGGGGUUUGCCUGCUCUUGUAGUAGCUGUUUCUGUGGGGUUCACCAAAGCCAAAGGAUAUGGUACCAUAAACUAUUGCUGGCUCUCUCUGGAAGGAGGUCUCCUGUAUGCCUUUGUAGGACCAGCGGCUGCAGUUGUUCUGGUGAACAUGGUUAUUGGGAUUCUGGUUUUUAACAAACUUGUAUCCAAAGAUGGGAUAACAGAUAAGAAACUGAAGGAGCGGGCUGGGGCGUCACUAUGGAGCUCCUGCGUGGUCCUGCCCCUGCUGGCUCUCACAUGGAUGUCUGCGGUGCUGGCCAUCACAGACCGGCGCUCGGCUCUCUUUCAGAUCCUCUUUGCUGUCUUCGACUCACUCGAGGGUUUUGUCAUUGUCAUGGUGCACUGUAUCCUGCGCAGAGAGGUGCAGGAUGCUGUGAAAUGCCGUGUGGUGGACCGUCAGGAGGAAGUCAAUGGAGACUCUGGGGGAUCCUUCCAAAACGGACAUGCCCAGCUAAUGACGGAUUUCGAAAAAGAUGUAGACAUUGCGUGCAGAUCAGGCACUCUCAAGAGGUCCUCGCUUCAGGUAGACGAAAAGUUGACAACUCAGCAGCUCAGCCACCAGAAGGGGGUCAACUUCAACACCCUCCCCAGCAACAUGACCAAGCUGCACCUCCAGAACAUGGCCGACUACGCCACACACACCUUGACACUGAAAAAAGACAAGAGUGGUGGCGAGCUGCCCUCCGCCAAGUCCAUCUACAUCUGUGACGGAGAACUCUUCAAACAGCUGGACGCAGACCUAGCCCGGACUCAGACAGAGAACUCUGUCCCUGAUGGCAGCAGCUACAUGCUUUUGCCCAGCCACACCUCAACGUUGCGGGCCAAGCCCAAGAAGGAACCAGCUGAGUACAGCAUCAGCAUCGACCAGCUUCCCCAGACCAGGCUGAUCCACCUGAACACGGCUGGCGGGGAGCCUGGCACAGGCUUUGGGCUGAAGACUCUGCCUGCGGAGCGUGUCAGUGUCUCCUGCUCAGAACGUGAGUCGCCUAUCCAGAACAUCCAUAGCAUCUCCAGUGAUUCGCAGGUGACCAACAGCAUGUGUGAUGCCGGGGAUUCUGGAAACUCAGGAAUUAUGUCAAAGAGCGAGACUGUCUCCACCCUCUCCAUGAGCUCCUUAGAAAGGCGGAAAUCUCGGUACGCAGAAUUAGAUUUUGAGAAAAUCAUGCACACACGAAAACGACAUCAAGACAUGUUUCAGGAUUUGAACAGGAAACUGCAGCACGCAGAGAGAGAGUCACCACCAGGGGAUAGCAAGUCUGUGAAGCGCUGGAGUGUCUCAUCUGGGGGAAGUGAUAAAACAAACCUCAGUGAUAAACAGCAGACGCCCAACAAGCGAGCAUGGGAGGGGAUCCGCAAGACGCACUCCCCCCCUUCAUGGGUGCGAAAGGACCUGGAGACCCUACAGGCAUCCCCCCUGGAACUGAAGUCCGUAGAUUGGGAGAAAGCUGGAGCCACCAUCCCCCUUGUUGGCCAAGAAAUCAUAGACCUGCAGACCGAAGUCUGACUAACCGCAACACGGAGGGAUUUUCUGUUCUUAUGAUUUUCCUCGUUUAACAAAAAAAUAAACAACCUGGGUUUCAUUCGAAACCAUGGUGCAAGUAAGAAGUAGUGUUUUUAUAUCUGAAGAGUUGUUCCUUACAAAAAGAGAAAAGUACAUCUCUAGUUCUCUAUACAGUAUGACCUGGGUGGUUUUCACCAUCAAGAUAGUAAGACAAACUUGUGUGGUCAAAUGUUUAAAAUGGUUGACUUGCUGAGGGUAUUCUAAAUAUAUCUAAGCUGUAUUACUUCAGAUUGAGUUGAUGGCGUAAAAGAACAAAGCUUUUAAAAUAAGUUUGGGGCUGUCCACCACCUAGAAGACGUCUACAAUAAGUAUAGUGAAACCUCCAUAUCAAGAACGUUGAUGACCCAGUGCACCCUGUGGGGUUUCUCUAACUGCGUUUAUAGUAGCUGGACAUACUGCUUGUGGCGAGCUGAAGCUGCUGUUUUUCUCUCAGCCACCAAUAUCUAAUUUCUAACAUGCCUUUAAACUUUACACUGGAAGCAAAGCCUGAGAUAUGUACUCUAUUAUGACGGAGCCAUUGUGGGACUGUCAAAGAAAGAAUUAUAAAGGUUUGUAAUGCAACCUAAGCCCCGUUUCAUCAGUUAUCAACUACAGCAUAUAGUAGACCGCUGUACCCACCCCCUCGCUGAUUGGAGUAAAUAAUGUUUAUGGCUGCCUCAGAAAAAUGAAUGGGACAAACACCUUGAAAGAAGAUUAGACGGCGAUAGAUCGACGGACGGACUGGACCGGUAUUAUGACGGAGUGGCUCAAGAAUUAGAUCACGAAAAGGAGAGAUCAGUACUUUCCAGAAAAUGAACAGGCUUGUUUGCAAACUGUUCAUGAACCUGGGACAGUCCAGACUUUCUUUCAGAAUGAUGCUGCGGGUAAGACAAGAAGAGCCAAACUAAACAUUUCCUUGACAUUUGCUUGUGCAUGUGCAUCCAUUAGUAUGCAUACUUGUAUUUAGAUUAAAAGUAUUAAUUGCCAGUACUUCAUGGGUUGCUGCCAGUCCAAUGUCAUUGACAGUGAGAGGGUUUAAACAGUUACUUAUGCACCAUUUGAUUGGGUAUUUGAGAGGGUGAUAAAGAAUGAAAAGAAUAAGCUGACUGUUAUAACACCGCCACUCUUCACUCUCGUCCAGGCCAGUCCUUGCCUUGCAUUAUUAGCGUGAGGGUGUUCAUGGCAAUGGUGGUUAAUGCGAAUAUGAAAGCACUGCCUACCUCGUCCAGGUUCAUGUCUCAGUGAUACUGCCGUUCCCUAUGUGUCCUGUGGUUAGGUUUAGUCUUUUAGGGUUUUGGCAACCUCCAAAGAGGAAAUUACCUAAAACUAACAGGACCUUUGCAUAAACAUUAGCCACAAUAGUAUUUUAGACAUUUAAAAUUAUUGGAAGUCUUUUACAGGAAUCAGAUGAAAGGGGUUGAUCUGUUGAUUGCUUAAUAUACAAGCAUACUGCAUUCAUAAUUUUAAUAAUAAUGGCAUAUUUUCUGUUGUGUAUUAUAUUAAAAAAGCAUUUUAAAAAGUUCAGAAUAGUUGACAGAAAAAAAAAGAAAUAAAACUGUGAUACAAUUGUCAUAGUUUUGAUUGCACAUUAAUUGAAAGCACAAGGCUCAUGGUGGCCCUGUUGUAAAGUAUUGUAAUUAAAGAGUUACACAGAAUGAAUUUUAGCCUAUAAAUAUCUUUCUAAUGUGCUUCAGGUUUUUCUGAAUUUUCCUGUUCAGUUACUGGACUAUAACUGUGUUCUGUAACUCAUGUAACGAUGUGUGUUUUAAUAUCGUUGUCAAUGUACUGCUCCCCCCUCCCUCCCUGUUUAGUACCCCCAUACCCUCCUGAUUUGAUCAGUUGUAUUUGUCUGAACCCUCUUGUUUUUAUUUUCUAUUCUUUGUUCUAUUUUUUUCCUGUUUGUUUCUGUACAGUUUUUAGAGCACAAAAUGAA